Caenorhabditis bovis is the source of this 396-nucleotide messenger RNA. NCBI's taxonomy places the organism in Eukaryota, Metazoa, Nematoda, Chromadorea, Rhabditida, Rhabditidae. The record is from the annotation of a GenBank genome assembly.
AUGAGAAUCGCUUGCAUUUUUCUCAUCUUCUUUCUAGCCGCCAUCAUCAACGCGAUGCCCAACGGCGACGGAAUGACCGGCGGACGCAGUGUGCCGCAUCCAAACUCGGCCGCCGGACAGGAAUUGGCAAACAAGGAUCUUUCCGGUGGAAUGACCGGCGGAAAAUCGGUCCCACAUCCAAACUCGGCCGCCGGACAGGAAUUGGCCAACAAGGACCUCUCGGGAGGAUUGACCGGCGGAAGCGGCGUUCCACACCCAAAUUCGGCGGCCGGACAAGAAUUGGCCAACAAGAAUCUCGAGGAGAAGUCGGUGCUCGAAGGCGGCACACAGGUGAAGCCGUGGCUCAAAAAUCAGCCCGACGUCGCCGCCAUCCGCCAACAACACAAUCAACAGUAA